Molecule: messenger RNA, 1726 nt
Organism: Adelges cooleyi (spruce gall adelgid)
Lineage: Eukaryota; Metazoa; Arthropoda; Insecta; Hemiptera; Adelgidae
Product: mortality factor 4-like protein 1
Exons: 10
Coding region: 351-1412 (353 amino acids)
Biological process (GO): chromatin organization; regulation of DNA-templated transcription
Cellular component (GO): NuA4 histone acetyltransferase complex; nucleus
Source: RefSeq, a predicted model, not a curated record
UAUACUGUUUUUUAAAGUUUAAUUUCAAAUUCAAGCAACAUAUUGCAAGUUUCAACUGCGGUCACAAUGUUACAGUGCUGAUCCUAUACUGAAUUUAUUCUAUGCAGCGUAUUGAACGUUGUCACACUGUAAUUUCAAUUUCCACCAGAAUCAUAACAAUAAACACCAAAUAGUAAAUACACAGUAAUCAGUAUAUAAUAUUAUGUUACUGUGUUUAUUAGACAUCGGUUUACACUUUAAAUUUUAAAAAGCACUUGGUUAAAAGUUCGCGUUAAAUUUAGAUUUUUUUUAAUUAUUGGAAGCGUUUUAAUUUUAAUGUCACUAUAAUCUUUGUAAUUAUUUUGUUAGCAAUGUCUACUGAUAACUACCGUUUUGUCGAAAGUGAUAGUUUGCUCUGUUACCAUGGACCAAUGUUGUAUGAAGCAAAAUGUUUAAAAAGGCGUAAAUCUACUGACGGCAAAGCCCAAUACUUCAUUCACUACAAGGGGUGGAAUAGUAAGUGGGAGGAAUGGGUGGACGACGAUCGAGUUUUGGCCGUAAACACAGUGAAUAUGAACAAAAUGGCAUCACUCAAAGCACAACAUUCAAAUUCCAAAAAAGGUGGAGCAAAACGUUCUGUAACUAUAGUUAAGGAAGAAACUGUACGUAAUACUACACCGCCUGCUACAAAAGGAAAAAAACCUUCAAAACCAGAAACUCCUAAACAAACUCAAUCUCCCAGCGUUUCAUCUCCAGCUUCCCCAAAACUGAAAAAGCGAGGACGACCGCCUAAACCCAGUGAGGCCAUCAAAUCUGAAGAUGGCAAAGAAAAUACUGAAAAGAAUUUUUUUGCAGUUCCGGCCCCAGUGUCUUCGGCAAAUAAGACAGCACCAAAAUUAGACAUACCAAUUAUCAUUAAAAGAAGAAUUGCCUUUGAUUGGAACAUGAUAAAUACAUUUAACAGGAUGUUGAAAUGUCCAUCGCAGUUCACUGUUACACAACUCAUAGAUGAUUACAUUAAAUCCAAACAAAACUCGAAAUGUGUCUACAGGAAUAGAGCUUAUAAUACUGGACUAUCAAUACUGCAGUAUUUUAAUGCUUUAGUCAACCAACAACUGUUGUAUCCAGUGGAACGAGAGAAUGAUAUGCAUGUCAAAGUUGUGUCUUUAUUAUCAGAAAUAGAAAAACCAGAUAAAAAAAAGUACCAAGAAAUGAUGAGUGAUCAAGAAUUCUGGUGUUCAGUAUAUGGGCCGACCUAUUUGUUACGAUUAAUUGUAAAAUUACCAAACAUUUUGGAAUUUCGGUACAAUGCAAAGCAGAUACUAAUAAUUGUUGCUAAUUACCACGAUUUAUUCAAAUUUAUAGAAGAUAAUUUUUCAACAUAUUUCAGCAAUGACGAUUAUGAACUCAGAAAUGUUGCGAGCAAAACUUAAGCAAUAAGACUUUUUUUGACCUAAUAACUGGUGUGUUUUGUAAUUACUUAGUAUCAUUAGUUUUAUUAACAAUAUGUUGAAAAUUAGUAUAUUACAAAAAUUCCAUUACUGUAUAUACUGUAAUGUUGAAAAAUUAUUAAUAAUUUAUGUUUUAUUAUUUUUAUCAUUUAUGCAAAUACCGUAUGUUCACGGAAAAAAGAUCAAUUUAUAAUUUACUUUUCCAAUUAUAUUUUUAAUGUGGCUUAUAAACUUGUAUAAAUAUUUUUAUCAUGUGUACCUGGGAAUACAUAAUAAGACUUGUGUUUUUUUUUUUU